AUGUAUCUUGCACUAGGAAAACCCUACAUUUACCUCUAUUUUAUAAUCGCAUGGGCUACAGGUAUCAAUCAGUCGUUGUCAGUUUCCCUGCUUGCCACAAAUCGUCUUUCCGCAAUUCUUUUUCCUGGACAAUUCAAUAAGGUAACGAAGCUUUGCGUCAAAUCCGAUGAUCUUAUGUGGUACGGUAGUCGAUUGAAGCUUGCAAUUGUCAUUCAAGUGGUUCCUGGUUUUACAAUUGCUCUACUUAAUCUUACCAAUGAAGUCCAAUUCACUGAUAAUCCUACAGGAGGAAUGGUGCCAGAGAUUCUUGACAAAAGAGUUACAAGCAUUUAUUUCCUCUGUGGUGGUCUUUUUUUGCUCGCCAAUAGCAUCUAUCUCAUUUCGGCAUAUUGCUUUCUAUUUUACAGUAUUCAUAAAAGGCAUAAAGCUCAGGCAGGGUCACAUAUCCAAGCUCGCGUGGAUCGUGCAAAAGACCAAUCGAAAAAGAGGGAGCAUAAACUGUUUCUUAUGGCAUCGUCAAUUGGUUCGAGCUUUUUAUUAUUUUAGAA
Strongylus vulgaris is the source of this 548-nucleotide messenger RNA. Lineage: Eukaryota; Metazoa; Nematoda; Chromadorea; Rhabditida; Strongylidae. The record is from the annotation of a GenBank genome assembly.